GUGAAAGUUUGUCUGAGCGACAGCAGAGCUGCAGUCGAGACGAGUCACUCUGUUUCUCUCUAAAGAAACAUUCAACUGAAUCCAGCAGCUUUUUAUCAACAACACAGCAGAAUCUCUGCCAAACACUGAGUGUAGAUAUGUCUGCUGCCAGCUGUCUGCUGACUGAAGAUCAGUUUCUGUGCUCCAUCUGUCUGGAUGUGUUCACUGAUCCAGUCAGCACACCAUGUGGACACAACUUCUGUAAAACCUGCAUCACUCAACACUGGGAUAUUAAUGUCCCGUUUCAGUGUCCCAACUGUAAAGAGGUUUUCAACACCAGACCUGAGCUGCGGGUCAAUACUUUCAUCUCUGAGAUGGCUGCUCAGUUCAGACAGUCAGCUCAACAGAAAGCCAGCAGCAGCAGCUCAGAGCAACAAGCUGCCAAACCAGGAGAAGUUCCCUGUGACGUCUGCACUGGAACCAAACUGAAGGCCCUGAAGUCCUGCCUGGUGUGUCUGGAAUCCUACUGUGAGACUCACCUGGAGCCUCAUCUGACAAGGUCAUCUCUGAAAAGACAUCAGCUGAUGGACCCUGUGGAGAACCUGGAAGGCAGGAUGUGUACGAAUCACGAUAAACUGCUGGAGCUGUUCUGUAAGACCGACCAGAUGUGUGUCUGCAUGCUCUGCACUGUUUUAGACCACAAGACACAUGAUGUUGUUCCUCUGAAAGAAGAAUAUGAAGGAAAGAAGGCCGAGCUGGGGAUGACAGAGGCUGCAAUUCAGCAGAUGAUCCAGAAGAGACGACUGAAGAUUCAGGAGAUGAAACACUCAGUGGGGCUCAGUAAGGAAGAUGCAGACAGAGAGAUAGCAGAUGGUGUUCAGGUCUUCACCGCUCUGAAGGAGUCUGUUGAGAGAAGCCAGGCCGAGCUCAUCGACACGAUCAAAGAGAAGCAGAGAAAGAAAGAGAAACAGGCUGAAGGCUUCAUCAAAAAGCUGGAACAGGAAAUCUCUGAGCUGAAGAAGAGAAGCACUGAGGUGGUGAAGCUCUCACGCUCUGAAGACCACCUCCAUCUCCUCCAAAGCUUCACGUCCCUGAGCGCUGCUCCACCCACCAAAAACUGGACAGAAGUCAGCGUCCGUCCAUCUUCGUAUGAGGGGACUGUGGUGAGAGCUGUGAAUCAGCUGGAGGAGACGCUCAGUAAACAGAUGAAGAAACUGCUUGAGGCCGAGCUGAAGAGGGUCCAGCAGGGCAAGAGUGUAGAUAUGUCUGCUGCCAGCUGUCUGCUGACUGAAGAUCAGUUUCUGUGCUCCAUCUGUCUGGAUGUGUUCACUGAUCCAGUCAGCACACCAUGUGGACACAACUUCUGUAAAACCUGCAUCACUCAACACUGGGAUGUUAAUGUCCUGUUUCAGUGUCCCAACUGUAAAGAGGUUUUCAACACCAGACCUGAGUUGCGGGUCAAUACCUUCAUCUCUGAGAUGGCUGCUCAGUUCAGACAGUCAGCUCAACAGAAAGCCAGCAGCAGCAGCUCAGAGCAACAAGCUGCCAAACCAGGAGAAGUUCCCUGUGACGUCUGCACUGGAACCAAACUGAAGGCCCUGAAGUCCUGCCUGGUGUGUCUGGACUCCUACUGUGAGACUCACCUGGAGCCUCAUCUGACAAGGUCAGGCCUGAAAAGACAUCAGCUGAUCGACCCUGUGGAGAACCUGGAAGGCAGGAUGUGUACGAAGCACGAUAAACUGCUGGAGCUGUUCUGUAAGACCGACCAGAUGUGUGUCUGCAUGCUCUGCACUGUUUUAGACCACAAGACACAUGAUGUUGUUCCUCUGAAAGAAGAAUAUGAAGUAAAGAAGGCUGAGCUGGGGAAGACAGAGGCUGAAAUUCAGCAGAUGAUCCAGAAGAGACGACUGAAGAUUCAGGAGAUGAAACACUCAGUGGGGCUCAGUAAGGUAGAUGCAGACAGAGAGAUAGCAGAUGGUGUUCAGGUCUUCACCGCUCUGAAGGAGUCUGUUGAGAAAAGCCAGGCCGAGCUCAUCGACACGAUCAAAGAGAAGCAGAGAAAGACAGAGAAACAGGCUGAAGGCUUCAUCAAAGAGCUGGAACAGGAAAUCUCUGAGCUGAAGAAGAGAAGCACUGAAGUGGAGCAGCUCUUACUCUCUGAAGACCACCUCCACCUCCUCCAAAGCUUCACGUCCCUGAACGCUGCUCCACCCACCAAGGACUGGACAGAAGUCAGCGUCUGUUCACCUUCAUAUGAGGGGACUGUGGUGAGAGCUGUGAAUCAGCUGGAGGAGACGCUCAGUAAACAGAUGAAGAAGCUGCUCGCUGAGGCCGAGCUGAAGAGGGUCCAGAAGUCUGCAGUGGAUGUGACACUCGAUCAUGAUACAGCAAAGCCCAACCUGAUCCUGUCUGAUGAUGGAAAACAAGUUAAAUAUAGUGAUGUAAAGAAGAAUCUCCCAGACAACCCAGAGAGAUUUGAUAGAGGUGCUUGUGUCUUAGCAAAGCAGAGUUUCUUUUCAGGAAGGUUUUACUACGAGGUUCAGGUUAAAGGGAAGACUAAGUGGGAUUUAGGAGUGGCCAGAGAGUCGAUCAACAGGAAGGGAGGAAUCAAACUGACUCCUCAGAAUGGUUACUGGACGAUAUGUCUGAGAAAUGAAAAUGAGUACAAAGCUUGUGCUGGCCCUUCAGUCUGUCUCUCUCUAAAGUCUCAGCCUGAGAAGGUGGGGGUGUUUGUGGAUUAUGAGGAGGGUCUGGUCUCCUUUUAUGAUGUUGAUGCUGCAGCUCUUAUCUACUCCUUUACUGGCUGCUCCUUCACUGAGAAACUCUACCCAUACUUUGGUCCCUGUAAUAAUGAUGGAGGUAAAAACUCUGCCCCUCUGAUCAUCUCUCCUGUCAAUCACACUGAGUAGAACAACAGUUUGACUUUCUACAGAAAUAUUCUAUAUCAUUUAAUGCAACAAAUGUAUAUUAUUGGUGAUUUAGGGUGUAUACAUUGUUUUUCCAGAUUCUGAUCAUUACGUUUUAUUUCCCUUAUUUCCUCUGAUCUCUCACAUUGCUACUUACAACACACUGCUUUUACAGCACUGAUUGAUAUUAUCUAAUGUAGUCUAAUUUAUUCUAAUGACUGCAUUACCUGCCUUCAAGACUGUUAAAAUCAUCAUAAACAAUUUCUCAAUGAAUAAGAAGCAUUUCCACGUUCUUUAAUUAUAUUUUAAUAAGGUGUUUUAAGGUUUUUAGUUUUUAUAAUUUCAAAUUUAAGGACAAAUUAAGGGAUCUCUUGUAUGUUUUCAGGGGUAAAUUAAGGAUUAAUUCUUCAUUCAUAAUGGUACAAAAUUGACAGAUAUUUGGAACAUCAACAAAAUAUGAUCAUAAAUUAUUAAAUAUUAAUAAAGCUACAGUGGUUUUAAACACCAGAGAAGAAGAAAA
This is a messenger RNA of Sebastes umbrosus (honeycomb rockfish), 3405 nucleotides long. Its product is annotated as E3 ubiquitin-protein ligase TRIM39-like. Lineage: Eukaryota; Metazoa; Chordata; Actinopteri; Perciformes; Sebastidae. Bases 138 to 2888 code for a protein of 916 amino acids. The record is from RefSeq and is a predicted model, not a curated record. The transcript is spliced from 4 exons. Gene Ontology annotation, molecular function: protein binding; zinc ion binding.